Mesorhabditis belari is the source of this 426-nucleotide messenger RNA. The record is from the annotation of a GenBank genome assembly. Lineage: Eukaryota; Metazoa; Nematoda; Chromadorea; Rhabditida; Rhabditidae.
AUGGCCGAAAAUUUUAUUGGUAAAGGAAGCUAUGGGCACUUUAUGCGAAUCGGCGAAUAUCCAUCGUUUAUUGGAGCCAAGUACAUCUUCAUUGAUCCGAACAAAGACUCGGAUAGAUACACGAAAGAAUUCAAGCUUUUGCAAAAGCUUCGCCAUCCGAACAUCGUUCGAUUUUAUGCUCAAGCGAAAACAAUACGCGACAAUCUCACGUAUUGUGUGAUUCAUAUGGAGUUUUGCGAGCGAAACUCACUUCGCCAUGUUCUUAACGAUACGGAGCUCACUUACUCCAAGGAGACCGUCUUUUUCUGGGCUGAACACCUAGCUUGCGCUUUGUUAUGCUUGAAAGAGAAUCAAAUUAUCCAUCGUGAUAUUAAACCCGAAAAUGGCGGGAUUUUUUGGAAACAACAUAGUGGUCGAUUACAAAUG